UAGGCGCGGCCAUGUUGGUCUGUAGUGAAUAAAAUCGAGAUAUUUCGCUUUUAGGGAAUUAGAAUUGACACAAUAUGCCCAAAUGCGACCUAAAAACGAGAUACAUCCCCGCGACAUUCGCUUGGACAUUACUUUUGGGCACCACGUCUCUAUUUUUUUAUUUUCCCUGCCAGUAUUAUCUGUACAAGUAUCCAUGGGUUCCUGCAUACCAAGGUGUCAUAACAUUUUUUGUUUUGGCAAAUUUUACACUGGCCACUUUCAUGGACCCGGGAGUGAUACCAAAAGCUCCACCUGACGAGGAUCGCGAGGACGACUUUCGAGCGCCGCUGUACCGCAGCGUAGAAAUCAAUGGCAUAACGGUGCGCAUGAAGUGGUGCGUCACGUGCAAGUUCUACCGCCCGCCGCGCUGUAGCCACUGCUCCGUGUGCAACCACUGUAUAGAAACGUUUGAUCACCACUGUCCGUGGGUGAACAACUGCAUCGGGCGGCGGAACUACAGGUUCUUCUUCUUCUUCCUCAUAUCGCUGUCCAUACACAUGCUGAGCAUAUUUGGUCUCAGCCUCUACUACAUCAUGAACAACAAUAAAACGCUCACGCAAGUGGAGCCUAUUGUGUCAAUGGUGAUAAUGGGUAUAAUCGCACUCCUGGCGAUACCGAUAUUCGGUCUGACGGGCUUCCACAUGGUGCUGGUGUCGCGGGGGCGCACCACCAACGAGCAGGUGACGGGCAAGUUCACCGGCGGGUACAACCCCUUCUCAAAGGGUUGCUGGUCCAACUGCUGCUACACGCAAUUCGGGCCGCAGUAUCCUAGCCUGGUCCGACCGUCCAAAUACAUAUAUAAGGGCGGGAAAAAACGACGCGACGGCGGCGUCGGAAACGCGGCCAUUUCCACCAUCGCCGCCGACCACCACGCGCAGGUAAAGACGUACACUGCGGACAACGGCACCGCGCACCGCCCGCUCGGCGCGCACGCACACUACAACAAGCUGUCCCCUGGUCGGGAAGAGCACGAGGGUGAGCUGGAAGGGCCGGGCGCGUCCCAGUCGGCGGACUGUGAGCCCACGCCUCCGCCCUUGCAGCGUCGGGGAUCUGCUGCGAACCUGUUCCCACCCGCCGAGCCGCAUCAUCACUUACCACCGCGGCCGCAUCACUAUCCGAGGCUUAGUCCGCUUUCUAGAAACACGAGUCAUGGCGGUACAACAACCUCAGGGUACCGGGUGGUCAUGGAGCCAUUACGGUACGACACAGGGUCGAAUGGCGGAGCGCGACCCUCGCCCACGAUGCAACAACGCAUCAAGGCACUCGGUGUGCCCACACCCUUAGCAGUUAGCAGUCCCGUGCGGAGGUCCAACCCCGGCACGCCGACGCAGCCGCGCCGCCCCGACUUCAUCGGCGUGCGCGCCUCGCCGCAGCGCCGCUUCCUCUCCGAGGGCGAGCUGCUGCGCGACGCGCCGCACGCGCCGCACGACGUGCGCGAGCUGGCCGCCUCGCCGCAGCGCGGCACGUACCUGUGGGCCGAGCGCGCCGCGCCCGCCGCGCCCGCCGCGCCGUCGCCGCACGCCCGCCGCCGCGCGCCGCCGCACGCGCCGCACGCGCCCGCGCCGCGGCCCGCGCGCCCGCUGUCCUUCAUCCGCGCGCUCGAGGUGCAGGACCAGCUGGAGCGCGCGCCGCCGCCCGCGCCGCCCGACCGCGCCUCCGUCUACGACUGCAACUACGAGAUCUCCGUGUGAGCCCGGCCGGGGCCCGCAGCCCGCCCGACCCCUAUUUUGACUCCCUAUUCUCGUAAUAGGCCAGUUUAAAACCGACCGAGGCCGAUUGAAUGGCCGAGUGAUUCCAAAGAUUGUUCUCUUACUUCGUUAGUCACGCACAACGGUCGCCGCGCCGGGUGACUGUCAUUAUAAGUGUUUAUGUCUAUUUAAGAUCCGUAACGUGUGAUUAGUGUUUUAUAUUUAUGUAUAUUUGGCGAGCGAUUCGUAACUUUAAAAUUACUAGACCGUAUUUGUGUACAUAGUCCCCACCCCAGUGUUGUGAUUCAGUGAUCGCGCAUGUGAUGUUAUCACGAUUCGUGGCACGAAUCGAAGACUGUUAACCGUAGUUUUAAAGCAGUUCAGUAUAUUGUAUCCGAAAUGGGAAUUGACUGAGUCGUAAGUUUGCCUCGAUUAUUUUAGCUGAUUCAAUCGUGCAGCGAAAUUAAUAAUCAAUUUUUGCCCGCUACUUUCUCCUAACUUAUGACGAUGAGUUGCGGGCAAAAACUGAACUUUGACGGAAAAUUUUGUGCCAAAUAUUCUGUAGAAGAUUAUGUAGAGCAGUUUUGAACGGUUCCUUUAAUUUGUUUUAAUCUAAUAUAUAAAUAAUACUUGCACGUUCACGCGUUUUAACUGACCGCAUUUAUAGACAGAGAAUCUACAUGAAAUAAUAACCUAUUUUGUAUAAUUGUAUAUUUUGUUAUACUAUUCUUAAAGAUUUCAUGCAAACUUCUUGUUAUAUUACUUUAAUCAUUAAAUAGAUAAU
Messenger RNA from Pararge aegeria (speckled wood butterfly), 2511 nucleotides. It is a transcript of the gene Zdhhc8, whose product is annotated as palmitoyltransferase ZDHHC8B. The record is from RefSeq and is a predicted model, not a curated record. The coding region runs from base 75 to 1730 and encodes 551 amino acids. The transcript has 9 exons. Gene Ontology annotation, biological process: protein palmitoylation. Lineage: Eukaryota; Metazoa; Arthropoda; Insecta; Lepidoptera; Nymphalidae. Gene Ontology annotation, molecular function: palmitoyltransferase activity.